Messenger RNA from Tachysurus vachellii, 3291 nucleotides. It is a transcript of the gene acsl1a, whose product is annotated as acyl-CoA synthetase long chain family member 1a. Gene Ontology annotation, biological process: very long-chain fatty acid metabolic process; long-chain fatty acid metabolic process; long-chain fatty-acyl-CoA biosynthetic process. Gene Ontology annotation, cellular component: membrane; endoplasmic reticulum. Bases 125 to 2218 code for a protein of 697 amino acids. The record is from RefSeq and is a predicted model, not a curated record. Gene Ontology annotation, molecular function: arachidonate-CoA ligase activity. Lineage: Eukaryota; Metazoa; Chordata; Actinopteri; Siluriformes; Bagridae. The transcript is spliced from 21 exons.
UAUGAAUAGGCGUUGCAGGGGAAUGAACAACACGCUGUCGGUGGAUGUUCACGUGAAACUCACACGCUUCAGAUUUGUGUGUGGUUUUGACUGAGGAGCUUCUCGGUGCCCAAGUCACCAAGCCAUGCAGGUCCAGGAUCUGAUUUGGCAGUUCCGUGUGCCUGAAUUGGGCGACUUCAGGCAAUACGUGCGGAGUUUGCCCACCAACACGCUGAUGGGCAUGGGCGCCUUCGCUGCCAUCACCACUUACUGGUACGCCACCAGACCACGAGCCCUGAAGCCAGCCUGCGACCUCACCAUGCAGUCUGUGGAGGUGGAGGGUGGAGAAUACGCCCGGCGUUCCAUCCUAUUGGACAGCGAAACGUUGAUGACCCAUUUCUACGAUGAUGCACGGACCAUGUACGAGGUGUUUCUGCGUGGGAUCAGAGUCUCCAAUAACGGUCCUUGUUUGGGGUCGAGGAAACCUAAGAAGCCGUACGAAUGGCUCUCUUAUAAAGAGGUUGCGGAGAGGGCGGAGAUGAUCGGUUCAGCGUUGCUCCACAGAGGUCACAGUAAAGCAGGAGACAAAUACAUCGGGAUCUUCUCCCAGAACAGACCCGAGUGGACUAUAUCAGAGCUGGCCUGCUACACCUACUCACUGGUGGCCGUUCCACUGUAUGAUACGCUGGGCACCGAGGCCAUCAGUUACAUCAUAGACAAAGCUGAGAUCUCGACUGUGAUCUGUGACGUGGUGCAGAAGGUGCGCACUGUGCUGGACUGCGUGUCGGGUAGAGAGCACACCGUCAGGACCAUCAUACUGAUGGAGGAGAAGGACGGUGAGCUCACUGAACGAGGAGAAAAGGAGGGCAUCCAGAUUAUCAACCUGAGAGAACUGGAGGUUAUCGGUAAAGCCUACCACAGGCGCCCGGCGCCUCCUACACCUGAAGACCUCGCUCUGAUCUGCUUCACCAGUGGAACAACAGGGAAUCCGAAAGGCGUGAUGCUCACACACGGCAACGUCAUCUCUAACUGCGCUGCCUUCAUCCGCAUCACACAGAUACACUGCAUGCUCAACCACACUGACAUCCACAUAUCGUACCUUCCCCUCGCUCACAUGUUCGAGAGGGUGGUAGAGAGCGUGAUCCUGGUGCACGGAGCGAAGAUCGGUUAUUUCCAGGGCGACAUUCGGACGCUGAUGGACGAUCUGAAGACUCUUAAACCCACCGUGUUCCCUGUCGUACCUCGACUCCUCAACCGCAUGUUUGACAAGAUCUUUGGGCAGGCGAACACUCCGCUGAAGCGAUGGCUGCUCGACUUCGCCACCAGGAGGAAAGAGUCCGAGCUGCGCAGCGGCGUCGUGAGGAAGGACAGCAUGUGGGACAAAUUAAUCUUUAACAAAGUCCAGGUGAGUCUGGGUGGACAGGUGAGACUGAUGAUCACCGGCGCCGCUCCGGUUUCCCCCACGGUGCUGACGUUCCUGCGAGCUGCUCUCGGCUGCCAGUUUUAUGAAGGUUACGGACAGACAGAAUGUACUGCAGGAUGCUCCAUGUCUCUGCCGGGAGAUUGGACGGCAGGUCACGUUGGUCCUCCUUUACCCUGUAAUUAUAUUAAACUGGUGGACGUGGCAGAGAUGAGCUACUAUGCAGCCAAUGGCGAGGGGGAGGUGUGUGUGAAAGGACCAAAUGUGUUCCAGGGUUACCUGAAAGAUUCAGAGAAGACCGCAGAGGCCAUCGAUAGUGCUGGCUGGCUGCACACUGGUGAUAUCGGCAAAUGGCUUCCGAACGGCACUCUGAAGAUAAUAGACAGGAAGAAGCACAUCUUUAAGCUGGCGCAGGGCGAGUACGUCGCUCCAGAGAAGAUCGAGAACAUCUAUAUCCAUAGUGACCCUGUGGCUCAAACCUUUGUUCAUGGAGACAGUCUACAGGCGUGUUUAGUCGGAAUUGUGGUACCAGACCCUGACAUCCUCCCAGGAUGGGCAAAGAAGAGAGGACUUGUGGGCUCCUACCUUGAGCUCUGCAAGAGCAAGGAAGUGAAAAAUGCCAUUCUUGAGGACAUGGUGCGGUUGGGGAAAGAAGGCGGUCUGAAAUCCUUUGAGCAGGUGAGAGACAUCACCCUGACCCCUGAGAUGUUCUCCGUGCAGAACGGCCUCCUCACACCCACCCUGAAGGCCAAGAGAACAGAGCUGAGGAACCACUUCAAAGAACAAAUCAAUCAGCUCUACACCAAGAUCAAGAUGUAAGCACAAACAGAGCUGGGGGAAAAAAACCAGAAGUUGACGUGAUCUCUCUAACGCAUAGCCUCAGUGAAAAUAAAGUGGCACUUUGACCUUUUUGCCUAAACAUAUUUAGGUCACAAAGAUUUAUUUAUUGCCUUCAGGCCAGUAAAUGCCUUUUGUCAUUUUAACAGAAACAAUUUUAGGAAAGAAAUAAAAAGGUGUCGCACUUCACCACCCAUUUAGCAUUAAAAUAAUAAACCAAACACGUCUGGACUGAUUACAUGAUCGAGGUGAACACUUUUUUUUUUCCAUUUUUUAUCGAAACGGUUCCUUGUAAAUGAUCAUAUUACUAAAUUGAUUCAAAUGAAAUGACCUCUGUUCACUCAGACUAAAAACAUACUGCAGUUAUCGUCUGCUGCUGUUAAACAGGGUUUCUUAUUUCUUAAAUUUAAGAAAUGUCAUUUUAAUUUUUAAUUUUUAAACGUUUGGUCGUUGCUAGCUUCUGUAUGCUGGUUUGUUUAGCCGUUCGGUCUUUGUGCCAUGUCAAUGUGUAUAGUAAUUAUUUCUGUUUAGUGCCAAAGACGGAGCAAUAUUGCUGAUUGCUAAGUCAGCUUACGUUUCUACGAAUAGUUUUUUUUGGUUGUAACCUUAAAACGUGAUCAUGAUUUUAUAGCCUGGUUUUAAACAUGUGACCUUUUUAAAAUGUAUAACACACGCACGCUGUUAUAGGAAAAUAGUCCAUGAAGACUUUCCUAUAACAACAUGGCUUAAAGUGUUUUAUUCCUCUCAUGCAACAGCAACGGUUGCUUAAACACGUCACAUUUCUCAAGCUGAAACGUUUACCUAAGCACAGCAACUGUUUUUUUUUUUUGUUUUUUUUUUUAUUCGUGUGUUUUAAAUUAAAAAAGUAUAUUUAAGAAAUACAUUGAUUGAAACAAAAAGUACCUCUAAAGUUGCACCUAAAUAACCACUGCCACUCCUAUACAACUCAAAUCUGUACAGAUUUAUUUAUGUUCUAAUCAUAUAUAUUUUUGUGUAUAAAUAUUGUAGUACUGAAUGUCGUGUGUGGGUGAAAUAAACGGAUCUGUUGUACAUCA